Molecule: messenger RNA, 316 nt
Organism: Staurois parvus
Lineage: Eukaryota; Metazoa; Chordata; Amphibia; Anura; Ranidae
Source: the annotation of a GenBank genome assembly
GAGUACGGAGUAGUGACCAUUGGUUGGGAUGAGUACGGAGUAGUGGCCAUUGGUUGGGAUGAGUACAGAGUAGUGGCCAUUGGUUGGGAUGAGUAUGGAGUAGUGACCAUUGGUUGGGAUGAGUACGGGGUAGUGGCCAUUGGUUGGGAUGAGUAUGGAGCAGUGACCAUUGGUUGGAAUGAGUAUGGAGUAGUGGCCAUUGGUUGGGAUGAGUAUGGAGUGGUGGCCAUUGGUUUUAGCAGUUACUAGAUCAUUAGUGAGGUUUAGUAGGGCAGUGUCAGUGGAGUGUAUGAGGUGGGAGGAGCUCAGGCGAUUG